AGGAAGCUAUCAAAAACUUGUCACACAACUGAAACCACUGUUAUCUUCUUCACAAAUCACACCCACAGGCCACAGCUGCCGCCAUUUUUUAGCAAAAUCCAAGCUAAAAUGUUAUCCUCUUCUUCUUUAUGUUCAAACCCACAUCUCUAUCCUCUUCAUUUCCGCCCUCCCAAUCCCAAUUCCAAUCCCCUCUCCAAUCUCUUCCACAAACCCAAUUAUACCGCCGCCGUCGCCGUCGCCUCCGCCGCUCUCUCCGACGACAUCCACCCGGAACCACGAAAACACAACUCCAAAUCCGCCGCCCUUCUCAGCCACUACCUAUCCUCCGGUGACUCCCCGAACCCAGAAAAGCUACAGCCCCCUUUACCCGAAGAGGAGAAAGUGAAGCUUCUUGAACUCUCGCUUGUGACAAAGCGAACCCCUCAAUUUCCUGGCUCCAUCUACGUUCAAUCCCCGAGUCAUGAUUCCAAUGUGGAUUCCUCUCUGCAAUCUCGGUUUCGAAAUGGGGGGAGCGAGUUGGACGUGGAAGAUGACCGGAGAAUUAUCAAUCGGGCUCUGGAGAUCCGCCGGAAGGUGACCUCGGAGAUUCUUAAGGAGGCCAUGCGGAAGGGGAAAUUUGGAAUCACCUACGCCACCAAUUUGCUUGCUUGGUUGCCUGAUUUCAUUGAUUUUGUGAUGAUUCAAGCUGCAUCGAUGAAGCAGUCGCCUGAAUUUUCUCGUUUAUCUUUCAGUGUUCGUGCCAAGACCGUCAUUGAAGAUUCAAAUGUGGUGCCACUUAUCAGGUGGUUGAAGCAUAACUCAUUGUCAUAUCCACAGAUAGGAAAGCUCAUUUGCAUGUCAAGGGGAAAGCUUGAAUCCAUUAGACGUCUGGUGGAAUGGCUGAAAGGGAUUCAUGUGAAGGGGGGAUAUCUUGGACUUACACUCACGAAGGCUGGAGGGAAUAUAUUGGAACGAAGCAAUGAGGAAUUAGAUGAGAUUGUGGACUACUUAGAGAGCAAUGGAGUUAGAAUGGUUUGGAUGGGGUUUGUCAUGAGUCGAUGUCCUUACUUGUUGUCUUACAGCAUGGAAGAAUUGAGAACUCGUGUAGAGUUCUUCUUGAAUAUGGGUAUGAAUGAAAGGGACUUUGGCACAAUGGUUUUUGAUUAUCCCAAGGUGCUUGGUCAUUAUACUGUUGAAGAUAUGAACCGAAAGGUCAACUAUUUAAAGGAGUUCGGCGUUGAGAUUGAGGAUGUAGGCAAAUUACUAGCAUAUAAACCACAAUUGAUGAACUGUAGCAUUGAGGAUAAAUGGAAGCCUCUUGUCAAGUACUUCUACUACCUUGGAAUUUCUAAAGAUGGUUUAAGGAGGAUGCUUACAAUCAAGCCAGUAGUCUUCUGCCUUGAUCUGGAGACAAUCAUUGUGCCAAAGGUGCAAUUCUUCAAGGACAUUGGAGUUCAAGAUGAUGGGAUUAGUAAUAUGCUUGUGAAAUUUCCAUCAUUAUUGACGUACAGCCUCUACAAGAAAAUCCGUCCAGUUGUCAUAUUCUUGAUGACCAAAGCAGGAGUCAGGGAGAAAGACAUUGGGAAAGUUAUAGCUUUGGGACCAGAACUUUUCGGUUAUAGCAUUGUGCAUAAGCUUGAGGUUAAUCUAAAGUACUUUUUGUCGCUCGGGAUAAACGCCCAAAAGUUAGGGGAAAUGAUUGCUGAUUUUCCUAUGCUGCUCCGAUACAAUAUCGACAUUCUUCGACCGAAGUAUCAAUAUUUGCGGAGAACCAUGGUCCGCCCUCUGCAAGAUCUUAUAGACUUUCCGAGGUUUUUUAGCUAUUCUCUCGACGGGCGCAUUAUCCCGAGACAUCAGGUUUUGGUCGAGAAUCGUAUGAAUUUCAAUUUACGUUCCAUGUUGGCUUGCACGGAUGAAGAGUUUAAGAACAAAGUUGCAGAUAUUGUGGAAAAACGUCAAAGAUUUGAAUCUGGUAAUGUGGAUGGUUCUCUCUCUACUGUCCUUACAACCAGUGAUUUGAUAGAUUCGAGAACACCAGAUGACUUUUCUGGAGAAAAUGAAGAGUGAUUUCAUGGUUGAAAUCUCAGAACUUUCUCCCCCACUUGAGCUUAUGGAACAGAAGAAUAACUUGCGACAGAAACAAGGUAGACAGUAGGUUAGAAUGAAACAGUGCUGAUUGACGAGUUCAAGAUGAUAUGCAGCACAGCGAUUUCACAACGAAAAGGCUGAAAGAAAUAGGAGGACCUAGUUAAAUCAGCAAUCUCAACUCAAAGGCAAGGGUGGAAACUACUGUGGCUCCAAGGUAUCACCUAUCUGGAUGAUAUCAACAUCUCUCUUAGUGUAAAAAGAAUGUGGCACCUUCUCAUUGUAAUGUAAAGAAAACAGUGUACAUCGACGAGAAGGAAAAAAAGCUUCUUUGUGAAGCAUUGAAGCUGCCCCUGAAAGUAGACACAAAUGCUCGUCUCUAAUAGGAAACGAGAGUUUUACCUCUCAAGAGAAAAUGCCACAACUCCAUGGAUAUAAGAUUAUUCUUUCAAUACUUUCCUCCUAAAACAAAGGAUCCAAGGUUGACUUAAUGGUCGGGAAUUCUGUACGUAAGCUGCCUCAAGUUUGUUGUCAUAAAUAUCUCCAGAUUAUGUCAGGUUCAGUGUUGGCUGAGCAGGCAACUCAAUUUGAUUGAAACAAGAAUAGCUUCUAUUAACAAAAAUGUCCAAAUAACGAUAUUCAAUUACAAGCCCAAACCGAACAUAGUUCAACUAGUUAAAAACAUAUAUCUCUGAUUAAACAGUUGUGAGUUUGACUCCUUAAUUCUAUGUACCGGAAAAAAAUGCAUAUAAAUGCCUUACAAUUUAAA
This is a messenger RNA of Momordica charantia (bitter melon), 2833 nucleotides long. RefSeq names its product transcription termination factor MTERF2, chloroplastic. The record is from RefSeq and is a predicted model, not a curated record. Gene Ontology annotation, biological process: regulation of DNA-templated transcription. Gene Ontology annotation, molecular function: double-stranded DNA binding. NCBI's taxonomy places the organism in Eukaryota, Viridiplantae, Streptophyta, Magnoliopsida, Cucurbitales, Cucurbitaceae.